AUGGACAACACUCUAUACACAGCCUUUAUAGGAAGAGUUGUCAAGGUGAAGAUAUGUGACAGCUCGGAAUUCAGAGGAACAUCUGUUGCGGUAGAUGCAUAUCUCAACAUAUCCUUAGAGUCUGUGUCUUAUAUCCAGAGUGGCCAAGAACCUAGGCAUUAUUCCUCUCUGUUUAUCAAAGGAUCAUACAUUGAUCACAUAGCAUUGGAUGCAUGA
Messenger RNA from Encephalitozoon romaleae SJ-2008, 216 nucleotides. Its product is annotated as U6-snRNA associated small nuclear ribonucleoprotein. NCBI's taxonomy places the organism in Eukaryota, Fungi, Microsporidia, Unikaryonidae. The transcript has a single exon. The coding region runs from base 1 to 216 and encodes 71 amino acids. The record is from RefSeq and is a predicted model, not a curated record.